Molecule: messenger RNA, 2333 nt
Organism: Carcharodon carcharias (great white shark)
Lineage: Eukaryota; Metazoa; Chordata; Chondrichthyes; Lamniformes; Lamnidae
Gene: dnajc28
Product: DnaJ (Hsp40) homolog, subfamily C, member 28
Exons: 1
Coding region: 387-1460 (357 amino acids)
Source: RefSeq, a predicted model, not a curated record
UUCCUUUUGAGUGUUUUGAAGGACAAAACUACGGCUCCCAGGAUCCAGUGUACUUAAGAGACAUGGCUCCUAACUGAGCGGAAGGAUUCAAGGUGAUAUCUGGGUUCGCUUUUACAGUCGCUGAGUUUCCGGACACAUUAUCUCAAUAACUGCUGAAUAUUUUUUGGAAGAGGGCAAAAGUUUUUGUUUAAUCUGACACAAAUUGCAUUCAUUGCUGGUCUAACAUGUAACCCCACUCAAUUCUGUUUUGUGAAUCCUUGCAAGGAAUUUUAGCAUUUCUCUUAACACCAAUGGUUUUGUGAUUUAUUAAAUGCAAGGUCGCAUACAAGUAAGUGGUCCCCUGCCUGGUUAUCAUUCCUAUAUAAAGACGUCAGUGCGGCGGGAACAUGCUAACAGCAAAGAGGAGUUACGUUGUCACCUGUACUCGAAGUGCUAGGAUGUUCUCAGGUUACAAAGCAAUGAGCAAAAGCCUCCGAGACUGCUACCGCUUGCUUAAUGUACAGGAGAGCUGCAACCCCGAAGAAGUGAAGGAAGCCUAUCUCAAGUUGGUGAAGUUGCAUCAUCCAGAUAGUGGUUCUGGAGCUGAUCCUGGAAAAUUCAUGCAGGUGAAAGAAGCUUACAAGGCUGUUGUCAAACACUUAGCUGAGAAAAAAGCAGAGUCUGAAAGGGAGGAUGAUGAAGAAGAACAAGUCAAACACGUGGCACCUCAACAUAGACAGUACCUUAGCUUUGAAGGCAUUGGCACUGGAACGCCAAGUCAACGCGAGAAGCAGUAUAGAAAAUUCAGGAUGAACCGUGCAACCGACCAAGUGCUGGACUACAGAAAACAGAAACUGCAACACCAGGAACUGGAAAAUACUAUGAUGGUGAAAGAUGUCCAGCAGAGCAAGAAAAUAAAGAUAACCCAAGCAGUGGAACGAUUGGUGGAAGAUCUUAUCCAAGAAUCGAUGGCCAAAGGUGAAUUUGAUAACCUAAGUGGUAAAGGGAAGCCACUGCAAAAGUUCUCACAGUAUCCAUACAUUGAUCCCAUGACUCAUAAUCUGAACAGGAUACUUAUAGAAAAUGGAUAUCAACCAGAAUGGAUUGUCCAGCAGAAAGAAAUAAAACAAACUAUAGAGAAGCUUAGAAAUGAUAUGGUGGCCUAUAGGAGAAAACUUGGUGAGUCUCUGACUCUCCACAACCAGAAACAGUGGAAUCUGAAGUGUGAACAAUUCAGACAUGAUAUUAAACAACUCAAUAAAAUAGUAGAUCGUUUCAAUUUAGUUGUCCCUCUGCUGAACAGGCAGAUGCUGCACUUCAACCCAGAUAAGGAGCUUGCUAUCAUAUUGAAGAAAUAUGAUGUGUUCUUGGAAGCAAGCAAGGCCACUUCAGAGGUUAUGGAAAAAUCAGCUAAGGGAGAUGACACAUCUGAGCAUGCAAAAAACAGCCUGUUUGCUUGGAUCAAACUUUUCCUGAAAUAAGGAUAGAGUAAGAAGUGAAAGAUUGGUAAUCUUUGUGAUCAGGAGGUUAAUUUACCUCUUUAAUUAUAACUGCAUUGUGCACAGAGAAGCACAUUAGUUGCAACAGGAAGAGGUUGCUUAGUCUCCCAAGCUUGUUCCCUCAUUCCUGUCAUUAGAUCUGUCAUUAGAUCAAUGUAGUUCAACUGCAUGUAUUUUCAUUAGUUCUAUAUCACUUGAUACCUUUAUCUAACAAAAGAUCUAUCAAGCUCAGUCUUGAAAGCCCUAAUUGUCCCAACCUCCACAGCCUUUUAGGGAAGGGGGAGGGGAAUCAGAUUUUUACGAGCCUUUGUGUGUGAAAUUCUGGAAUUCCCUCCGAAAUGGCCAACCUCAAAUUUUAUGCACACUCGUUCUUGAUUCCCCCUACCAGAGUAAAUAGUUUAUCUGUAGCUACCUUAUUGGACAAGCAGGUUAUCAUCUGUUUAUGACAGUUAGUGAUUUUCACAGCACUGUUUAACUUGUCUGUAAAAUUCCUGUUUCCUGCAAUGUACUGUAACCAAGGAAAAACAACUGCUGUAGGUUAUUAUUAGUUAUUGUUGCACUUUUUUUGGCUGGCGGGUGAAAGUGAAGUGUUCAAGGUGCCACUAAGUGGGAAUUGAUUUCAGUCUGGAUUGACUUUUUGAAGUGGUGGUUUUAAAAAAACCUUAAUUGUGACUGUGAAUUCACAAAAUGGAAUAUCAUUGUUAACAAUCCACUAUCUUUGCACAAUUAGUACGUUAUAUAAAUUCUCAGUCUCAGAUUUUUUCUGGAAAUACAUUUAUUCAGUCUCUUUUUAUAUAAUCCCUUGUUGUCAGGUUAUUCAAAUUGUCACCUAAUAAAGUUGAAUGCAUCUCUGAU